UGUGGCCAGAUGUCACAACUGCAUAAUGAGAUAUACUAGAAAAAAGGAAAAUAAUAAUACAACACAGUACACAUAAAUAAACAAAAACAACAGUGAGAAAUGUAAAUAAACGAGAUCAGGCCAUAUUAAAAGUGUAUAAAUAACUACUGGCCAAAAGCGACUUAAGGUUAGUGAAGGCAAAACCGAACAUCGAAAACGAAGCAAAGAAAGAUAAAAGAAAAACAGUUGUGUUGUGUGCACAAAAAGGAGGCGACGCCCGCGUUGCAGCUGCAACAUGGACGACUACGACAUUGAUAUCGAUUUGAACUUUGUGCAGCUGAGUAGCCGGCAGCAGCUGCUGCAACGCUACACGAACGCUAUGCAUCAACUGCGUCGCUUGGCCGAAAUUAAUUACGGGGUGCGUCCGUUGAGCUUCGACAACUAUGUGAUCUUUCAGUAUUUCCAGCAGCGCAGUCAAGUAACAACGACUCGGACGAGGGGGCGCAACACGCCCACAACGCCACCGUUGAUGGCCUACCUUAAGCUGGAGGUGCUGCAUCAUUUGCUCGACCGGCGACGCAAGAUCCUCUGUUGGCUCUUCUAUCUGACACUGAUGUCGUUGUGCGUCGUCGCUUAUCGUUAUGAGAGUGCCACUGGUGCAAACAAUGGACGCAUGAUGCAAUCCCUUGUGUAUCCCGGCAUGCGAAUGUGGCGUCGCAUGACCAUGCCACUAAUCCAACGCUUUCCCCGUCUCACCGAACUGUAUGACGAGUCCUGCCUCAUGGGCAAUCCGUUCUUUCAGCUGGAGGAUCUCAAUUGUGGCCCCUGCGCUAAUGUCGAAAGCGUGUGGCUCGAAAGUGAUGAGUGCGCUCAACUCUAUGCCCACGUGGAGGCGGGCAAUGCCACAUUGACGAGCGGCCUCGGCUACAAGCAGCUGGCACAGCAGCUGCAGCUUUGUCGCAAGCCCGCGGAACACAUGCCAUACACGUUUCGCAGCAAUCAGCAUGGCUUUGAUCUGCUGGAGUUUCAACGCAUCUAUGCUAACAAUUUGCAGAUCUUUCAGCGCGAUGCGUAUCGUGUGCAUUCCACCAGCCAGGGCGUUCACAAUCUGGAGGAUUUGUUCGGUCAGUUCAACAGCAGCAGCAGCGGCAGCAGUAGUCACGAUCAGGAUGCCACGCAUAAUCUAUGGCGCUGCAAUCGCAUGCUGCCCGCUCGACUGUUGCGUCCGAUCUUUGCCAGGCCGCUGCGUUUGCCCAGCAUGGGCGUCGCCCUCGAACGCUUUGUGGCCAUCGAUACGUCGCAUGCACCGGCAUAUACGCUGCCCGAGACCGCGUGCCAUAAUGUGUAUGUACAGCAGGCGCUAGGCACACGUUUCAUCAUACUGCGGCCGACUAGCGAGUGUCGUCAACGCUGUCGCACGCUGUCCAUACGCCUCACGCAGUCCUUUGUGCUCAAUUACAAUUGGUUGUAUUGGAAGCCAAUCUCAGCACCUGAUCCCAUCUCGGAGUCCAUGUCCAUCAGCCUGAUUGGUUCCUAUUGCUAAGCUGCCCGCAAGAUCCUCUCUGGAAAUACUAUAUUUGAACCGCGCGUUACGAAUUUCUCUU
Messenger RNA from Drosophila sulfurigaster albostrigata, 1583 nucleotides. RefSeq lists its product as uncharacterized. Lineage: Eukaryota; Metazoa; Arthropoda; Insecta; Diptera; Drosophilidae. The transcript is spliced from 2 exons. The record is from RefSeq and is a predicted model, not a curated record. Bases 275 to 1522 code for a protein of 415 amino acids.